Arabis nemorensis is the source of this 522-nucleotide messenger RNA. The record is from the annotation of a GenBank genome assembly. Lineage: Eukaryota; Viridiplantae; Streptophyta; Magnoliopsida; Brassicales; Brassicaceae.
AUGGCAUUGUCUCAGUCGACCUUACUGCUCCCAUCUCUACUUAUCCCGUCCCUGAAACGUAAUCUCGUCGGAGAAUCUCAAAAUCCGAUAACAGCUAUUCUGCCGACGACGGAAACCCCAAAAUAUCGUUUGAUAUCGUCAGGUCUUACGUCGAGAAACAAACCCUGUUCUCAUCUCCGAACCAUUAACUGCGUUUCCUCCGCCGGAGAUGGAAGCAGAGAAUCGUCUUCGAUCUCGUCGCUUUUCGUGAAGGGGCUUCCAGAUUCAGUGAGUGAAGGGCGUUUAAGAAAAGUCUUCUCGGAGUUUGGACAACAAAGAGGAUGCAGAGUUGGCUGUGGAAGCCAUGAACGGAAAGGUAUUAAAGCUUCUUUGAAAUUGAAUAAACAUGUCUAUUCUCGGUGGUUGGGUUUCAAGCUUUGGUCGGUCUUCAGGAUCCUUUUGACAAAAGCUUGUAGCUUGAUCCCGGGUCUCAGGAACCCGGGAAGAAUCCGAAGCUCUCGGAGGAAACCCAUCCGAGAGUAG